AUAAAAGUAUCCAAUUGAUCUUCCCUGUAAAAUCCAUCACUGAAAAGAGUCCUCUGUUUCUAAAACUUACUUAAAAUGUCUGAUUCCAAUCACCAAACCCUAUCUACUGUCGACGGAAACACUUUUGUUGCCAUGUGCCUUGCACGUGCCGGCGUCGACCGGAUGUUCGGGGUUGUCGGGAUACCCGUUACUUCCCUUGCGAACCGGUCGGUCGGACUCGGUAUCCGGUUUAUUGCUUUCCACAAUGAACAAUCUGCCGGUUACGCUGCUUCUGCUUAUGGUUAUCUUACCGGGCGACCCGGAAUUCUUCUCACCGUCUCUGGUCCAGGUUGCGUUCAUGGCCUCGCUGGGCUUUCCAAUGCAACCGUUAAUACCUGGCCCAUGGUUCUGAUUUCUGGGUCAUCUGAUCAGAAAGAAAUGGGUCGUGGCGAUUUUCAAGAAUUAGAUCAAAUUGAGGCUGUGAAACCCUUCUCUAAGUACUCAGCUAAAGCAACUGAUAUAACGAAAAUCCCCAGCUGUGUUUUCAGUGUUUUGGAUUGGGCAGUCUCUGGCAGGCCAGGUGGUUGUUAUUUGGAUCUUCCUACUGAUGUGCUUCAUCAAACAAUUAGUGACACUGAAGCACAGAAAUUGAUCGAUGAUGCUGAGAGUUGCAGGAAUAAAGAGCUCAUUGCUAAACCCAUUGUUCAACAUUCAGAAAUUGAAAAGGCGGCUGCUUUGUUGAGGAAAGCGGAGAGGCCUUUGAUUGUGUUUGGAAAAGGGGCUGCAUUUUCUAGAGCUGAAAAUGCUUUGAAGAAUUUAGUUGAGCGUACUGGAAUACCCUUUUUGCCAACACCAAUGGGGAAGGGUUUGUUGCCUGAUAAUCAUGAGCUAGCUGCUACUGCUGCAAGGUCACUGGCUAUUGGAAAGUGUGAUGUGGCGUUGAUAGUUGGCGCAAGGCUUAAUUGGCUUUUGCAUUUUGGAGAGCCACCAAAGUGGUCUAAGGAUGUGAAGUUUAUCUUAGUUGAUGUAGAUAAGGAGGAGAUUGAGCUUAGGAAACCAUGUUUAGGGUUGGUUGGUGAUGCUACUAAGGUUGUUGAGAUGAUACACAAGGAGAUUAAGGAUGACCCUUUUUGUUUAGGGAAGUCUCAUCCUUGGGUUGAGGCAUUAUCAAAGAAGAGCAAGGAAAAUGUUUCGAAAAUGGAGGCACAACUGGCAAAGGACGUCGUGCCAUUUAAUUUUAUGACACCAAUGAGAAUUAUUAGAGAUGCAAUACUGCAAUUGGGCAGUCCUGCUCCAAUUGUUGUCUCCGAAGGAGCCAAUACUAUGGAUGUGGGGCGAUCAGUAUUAGUUCAGACCGAGCCAAGGACCCGGUUGGAUGCAGGGACGUGGGGGACAAUGGGAGUUGGUCUGGGGUACUGCAUUGCAGCUGCUGCUGCUUCACCUGAAAGGCUUGUAGUAGCUGUUGAAGGGGACUCUGGAUUUGGCUUCAGUGCCAUGGAAGUUGAGACCCUAGUUCGCUACCAGCUCCCAGUUGUGGUUAUAGUCUUCAAUAAUGGCGGAGUUUAUGGUGGUGACAGAAGGAACCCUGAAGAAAUUACUGGACCUUAUAAAGAAGAUCCAGCACCCACAUCUUUUGUUCCUGGUGCAUCGUAUCAUCUUCUAAUUGAAGCCUUUGGAGGAAAAGGAUACCUUGUUGGAACACCUGAUGAACUUAAAUCUGCACUUACAGAAUCUUUUUCUGCUAGGAAGCCUGCUGUUAUUAAUGUGACAAUCGAUCCUUAUGCUGGUGCUGAAAGUGGGAGAAUGCAGCACAAAAACUGAGUUUGCGGGUCUCUGAUUAUUUAUGUAUGGAUAUGCUUGCUGAAGUUCAGUUCUUCUCCGCCAUUCGUGCACAAAGAAAAUAGAAGAAGAAAGAUUGUUGUUGUGCCACGGUAUUAACUUGUAAUCGGUGGAGGAAAAUAAUAGCGAAGGGAAUAGGUUAAGUGAAUGUCUCUCCUUUGUAUCGUCACAGAUAGGGUAUGAUGUUGAAUUUACAGUUGAUAGUGAUGGAUGAAUUUUCGUAUACAUAGUAAAUGAAAAUAAUGUAUUUGCAACAAAUACUUAUCCUUGUGAUUUUCUUAGUUUUUCAAGUGUUCUAUUGAGUUCCUUGUUAUGUC
Messenger RNA from Solanum pennellii, 2135 nucleotides. RefSeq names its product 2-hydroxyacyl-CoA lyase. The transcript has 2 exons. NCBI's taxonomy places the organism in Eukaryota, Viridiplantae, Streptophyta, Magnoliopsida, Solanales, Solanaceae. Gene Ontology annotation, molecular function: magnesium ion binding; thiamine pyrophosphate binding; catalytic activity. Gene Ontology annotation, cellular component: peroxisome. Bases 76 to 1800 code for a protein of 574 amino acids. The record is from RefSeq and is a predicted model, not a curated record. Gene Ontology annotation, biological process: fatty acid alpha-oxidation.